Molecule: messenger RNA, 2478 nt
Organism: Melanotaenia boesemani (Boeseman's rainbowfish)
Lineage: Eukaryota; Metazoa; Chordata; Actinopteri; Atheriniformes; Melanotaeniidae
Product: cyclic AMP-responsive element-binding protein 3-like protein 3-B
Exons: 9
Coding region: 667-1998 (443 amino acids)
Biological process (GO): regulation of transcription by RNA polymerase II
Cellular component (GO): nucleus
Molecular function (GO): RNA polymerase II cis-regulatory region sequence-specific DNA binding; DNA-binding transcription factor activity, RNA polymerase II-specific
Source: RefSeq, a predicted model, not a curated record
UUGAAAACCUGCAGGACUGCGGCCCUCGUGGGACUGAACUGAGUAGCCCUGCUCAAAAGUCUUGAAAUCAAUCUCAAAUCCAACAGAGGCCUUAUUAUGUUCUGUGUUCUUUUUACUUAUCUUCUCUGGUUAAUAUAGAUCAGAGCUAAUAAAGUGUCUCUCCACCUAUUGCCUUUGAAAGCAGUUAAAAAUUAGUCUAUAAAUUAAAUUCCAUCUAGGAUAAAAUGAAUGUGAAAGCACGCAGUGAAUAAUUACUUCCUUAUCAAACUGACAUCAAAGGUCACUCUAGACUACUUCUGACUAACUUUGACUAAUUCAUCCAUCUAUGAGUCUUCCUCCUGUGCCAAUUGGCUCUUGCAUCUGUCAGCUAAACACUGGAUUGGAUGAUAAGCUGGGUUGAGGGAAUGCUCUUGUAUGAUAUGGCAUUUCAACUUUGUCCCUUGAAACACUCAGGCAUUUCUCCUGCAUGCCACAGCCACAGAGGAGUGUAUUGAUCUAAUUGUCUGCUGCAUUUUUUAUUCCUGUUGAAUCGUUUUAUGAAAAUUUCACCAGCUGCUUCAUCAUCAGAAUAAUGACUUUGGCUACAGAAAGGGUAAGAUCACUGGUUAAUUUGGUUUUAAGUGAUUGAUGUAGAAUCUGUUUGGUUAAACAAAAAUAGAUGUUUGAAUGCAGGUAUACGUGGAAGUGACCUGUUUAAUUGAUUUUGUUAUCAGGAACGUGAAGUGUGAGACCCAAAUUUGCGACAGACCAAAUGGAGAUAUCGUUUGUUGUGUGUGUAAAAAUAAGCAGAAACCUAGAAAAGAAAUUGAGGAACAUCUUUGUUUCUUGUACUCUUUAUUUCAGGUCCAUGGAGGGAUGGACCUCUUUGACCUUCUGCUCAGAAACACAGAAGAAUCAGCCAGUUGCCACAGCGACCAGCCGUGGACUAUGACAACUAACGAUAGCGUAAGCCCUCAGAGAAAUGUUGCAGAUGACUUCUUAGACACUCUCCUACAUGAGUCCUCCUCUGUGCCGACAUCCCCCUUGUGGUCUCCCUGCACCACUGACAGUGGCAUUAACGAGGACCGCCUGACAGAUCACAAAGACAGCCCCCAUCAAAUCUCCUGCACUGUUCUUCCAGACUUUGACAUCCAUGCACUCCCUCAGCCUCCAUCUCUGGAGAACAAGCCACCAGCCUAUGAAAAGAUGUCCGAUGUUUCCAUUGAUUUUGACUGGGAGCCUGGUGGUCUCCAUGAGGAUUUUGGAUUUGCAUACUACCUUUCCACAAACCAAAACUCCCUGCUUCCAUCCAGCCACGCUGUCACAGUGAAAGACCUGCUGUUAUCCAACCUUGGGCAGAAAGCACAACAAACCUCUCAGCAUUCCUUUCAGGAGCUUGUGCUCAAUGAGGAUGAGAAGAAGCUUCUGGCUAAAGAAGGAGUAAACUUACCCAGCAAACUGCCCCUGUCCAAGUUUGAGGAAAGGGUUUUGAAGAAGAUCCGACGGAAAAUCCGCAACAAGCGCUCAGCUCAAGAAAGCCGGAAGAAGAAGCGAGAAUAUGUUGACAGUCUGGAAGGAAGGAUGUCUGCAUGCAGUGCUCACAACCUUGAGCUGCAGAGAAAGAUCAAACAGUUGGAGGAAACCAACAAUGCUCUGCUGAAGCAGCUUAGCCAGCUACAGGCUCUCUUUCCUAAUAGCUCCAGCAAAACAACAAAUAGAGGAACCUGCAUUUUGGUUUUGCUGCUCUCCUUUUCUCUGAUCAUUACCUCAAAUCUUCAGCCCAACCCUUACAACCAACAGAGCCAAGCAGAGUAUACAGAGACCAAAGUGCCGUCUCGUUCUCUGCAGUCGAUAGAUGAAGUAGAAGGCCUCCCUCCUCCCAAUCUCCACAUUCCCUCCAUCUCCAGGGGCUUUGAAGCCCUGCGAAGCCUAACAGAGAAGCUCUGGGCACGAACAGAACUCCCCACAGUACAACUUCCCUCCCUCUCACCAUCAUCAGGAUCACAGGCACGAAGAUGAUUACUGGACUCACAGGUGGAGAACGAUGUGGAGGAGUGUUGACUUGAUUACGAAUGCAUCAUCCAAGUGAGCCCUUUAAAUGCUUUACGGCGUUUGCUUUUCACUGUUAUGACUCAGUGAUGCUCCAACACACAAACUUCUAACCAAAAGAUGCUGCUUCAAACCAAAAUUCCCUUUCUCAAGUAUGGUCAGUGAGGAGGUCAUCCACUCAGAAAUUCUGAUAUUUUUCAUUUUGCUUUAGAAAAAAGUCUCAGAGACCUGGUGGAUCAUGUAUUACUUGCAUUGUUAAUGCUGUAUUUUAAUAUGUAUAAUCUGUAAAAUAUCUGUAUUUUAUUAUUUACCACAAUGUAUGUUUAAUAGAAAAUUAUUUGAAUUAUUCAAAGUGGUUUUGUAACAUGUUAGUGAAAUGCUGAGAAAGAUUUUUCUCAAGUUGGAACUACCUGAAAAUGCUUUAUUCUUUCCCUUUAGUUAUGUGCAAUA